UGGAACAAGUUUUCAACCCUUUGGGGCAGGACAGAAAUAUUUUAUUGGGUUUAUCAUUUUAUUUUGUUAUUUCAACGCUUGUUGUGAUUAAGUAAUGGAAAAAGAAAUGCACAAGCACGACUAUUUCGUGGAAUUUUUAUAUAUAAGUCUGUUUGUGCAGUGUUUCCCUGUCAAAUAUUUUCCCUUCCUUCUCUUAGUUUUCUCUGCCAACUCUGCGAGUUCUAUUUUGGAGAAUCCAAUUCCAAGCCUAUCAUUGAAGUGAAAUUCUGUGAGGCAAGGCAAAAUGGGGUGCCAGCCAUUGGAAAAGGGAAAACCAAAACAUAAGAAGGGGUUAUGGUCACCAGAAGAAGACAAUAAACUCAGAAACUACAUCCUUAAACAAGGUCAUGGCUGUUGGAGUUCUGUUCCCAUUAAGGCAGGCUUGCAAAGAAGUGGAAAGAGUUGCAGAUUAAGAUGGAUAAACUAUCUGAGACCAGGACUAAAGAGAGGGAAGUUCACCAAACAGGAAGAAGAGACAAUCCUCACCCUUCACCACAUGCUAGGCAACAAGUGGUCACAGAUAUCACAGCAUUUGCCAGGAAGAACAGAUAAUGAGAUUAAAAACUACUGGCAUUCAUAUUUGAAAAAGAAAGAGGCAAAAGCUAAGGAAAAGGGUUCUCAUAACCUAAUGAAGUAUGCUAGCUCAAGCUCCGAUACCAUGGACUCUUCAAACUCUCUCCAAAAUCUUGCAACUCAAGGUACACAGAGUUGUAACUUCACCAAAGAGGCUUGUCAAAGCUCCUUACCAAAACUGUUAUUUGCUGAGUGGCUUUCAUUGGAUCAAGUAAACUCUGCAAAUUCAGUUGACUCUUUUGGUUUGAGGAAUGGAUUUGAUCAAAAUUCAACUCUUCAGGAGGCUGCAAUCCAUGACAUGUCAGAUAUACCCUUUGGUGGAGGGUACCACAGAUGCUUGGCUAACAUUUCAGCCCCUGAGAUUUUAAAUUCAGAGCUGAAGUAUGCAAAUCAGAUGGUGGAAAAUGGUUUCAUCCUGCCUGGAGUUGACUUGAUGAGUAGCAAUUUCAGCAUGAGCAAUGAUGCGAUAAUGUACAUAUGAAAAGUAAGUUUCGGAGUUGGUCAACAAGGAAUAAUAUCAUUUUCUAAUUUUAUACAUACACAAAACAAUCAAACUUAAGCAAUAUAAAAUAAAAGUUGUAUGUUCUAUUCUUCUACCCACUUCCAAUUAUUUCAAUGCGAUGCCACACGCAUGAUUUAUUGUUUUUCUUCUAGAAUCGUCGUUGCAUACAACUAUGUAAUUUCGUUUCAGUUUAAGAAGUCAACUUCUGGUGGUCUUCGUUGUUUUUACAGAAAAUCACAUUUGAUUAAG
Messenger RNA from Vigna radiata var. radiata (mung bean), 1363 nucleotides. Its product is annotated as transcription factor LAF1. The record is from RefSeq and is a predicted model, not a curated record. Lineage: Eukaryota; Viridiplantae; Streptophyta; Magnoliopsida; Fabales; Fabaceae. Bases 284 to 1093 code for a protein of 269 amino acids. Gene Ontology annotation, molecular function: oxidoreductase activity, acting on paired donors, with incorporation or reduction of molecular oxygen; iron ion binding. The transcript has 3 exons.